UCUUAGGGCAACUUCAUUCACCCACGCGUGGUGAAAGAAGCCUGCUUACCCACGACAGGGUCUCCGACUCCCAUCUCCGUCACCCUAGGGGAUGACAAGACCCAGCGCUUCUUCGAUCAGACGGUCACCGACCUCCCUUUCUUCCUCACUCUCGAGCCGACCGAUCGUUCCCGGGCGUCUCGUCGCCACCGCUCCUCUGCACAUUUCGAUGUGAUGGAGACGGGGUACGACUUCAUUCUCGACAUUCCGUGGUCUCGUCGGUUCCGCAGCACCGAGGCCGAUUGGGCGACCAACACUCUCGUUCUCAAAACGAAAUGUGGACAGACGUAUCGCGUACCUUUCAUAGGUACCACCGCGACACCACGCCCCGAUCCUCCUCCCCCGGAGCCUUCCGUGCCCACACCAUCUCCUUCUAUCACUGUCACCUCGCCUCGGCAGUUCGCCCACUUCAUCCGACAGGACGACGUCACUUUUUGUAUGGUAAACGUGACGGAUCUCUUACACUAUGAUCCACCCUGUCCCGACGCCGAGCUCAUCCCCCUGGAGCCAGAUCCUCCUCCUAUCUCCAUGACUCGCAUCUCUACUUCCGUCCCUCCGCUGUCCGUCGAGUUCACCCCGCCGUCGCGCGCUGACGCUGACGCUGAGGAACUCGCACGAUAUACAGCUGUCCUGGAGCCCGCAGUUCGUGACCUCAUCCGAGAGUACCACGACAUUUUCCCAUCGUCGUUCUCGUACGCCGGCAUCCCACGGAUGCGCAAUGUCGAGCACUCCAUUCAGCUUGUGUCUGACUAUCGUGUUCACCACCAGGCACCCUACAGACUCUCGAUCCCCAAGGCCACCGAGCUUAAGCGCGACCGCUUCUUUACGAAGAUUGAUCUUCGUAGUGGUUACCAUCAGAUCCGCGUCGCUGCAGCCGACCAGCAGAAGACCGCGUUCCGAUCGCGCUUCGGCCAUUACGAGUUUAUGGUGAUGCCAUUCAGCCUCACCAACGCACCCGCUACCUUCCACACGGCGAUGAACGACAUCUCCAGGGACAUCCUGGAGCAGUACGUUCUCGUCUACCUCGACGAUAUCUUGGUCUACAGUCGUACCCUUGAGGAGCACCUCAGACACCUCCGCGACGUCCUUGACCGCUUGCGCAGACAUGGCUUCUACGCCAAGCUAAGCAAGUGUCGCUUUGCCCAGCACAAAGUGGAUUUCUUAGGACACUACGUGUCUGACCAGGGUCUCCACAUGGACGACGCGAAGAUCACUGCUAUUGCAGAGUGGCCUGCCCCCACAUCCGCCAAGCAGCUUCGCAGCUUCCUAGGUCUGACCAGCUACUAUAGUAACUUCAUCCGGGGAUAUGCUAGGUAUUCCUACGUACUUACCUCCACCCUCCUCCGGAAGAACCCACCCUGGGCCUGGACACCCCUCCACAAGGACGCCUUCCGCGCCCUCAAGAAGGCGGUGACAUGCACACCGGUUCUUCACCUACCCGAAUUUGAUCUCCCUUUUAUCCUUACCACCGAUGCGUCAGACUUUGCUGUAGGAGCAGUGCUUUCUCAGGUUUUCCCCUCCUCCCCUGAUUCCUCUCAUCCUCGUAUUCCUCUCUUCCCACUGCCUACCCCUACCACUGCUUCCCGACUUACGCCUACUCGUACAGCUACUGACGAGCCUUCUUUUGACUAUUCUCCUACCAUCGUCGAGGACGGCACUGUCGAGUCUCGCUCAGGUGAUUGUCUGAUAGCCUUCUACUCCCGUCAGCUCCUGGUCGCCGAGAUAAACUACACCGCUGAUGAACGUGAGGUUCUCGCAGUAGUUUAUGCCGCUCGGCACUGGCGUCACUACCUGCACGGCGCACCAUUCACGAUGCACCCCGACACGAGUUGUUCCGCGCUGGAUGAUUGGGUUGCACACAUGACGUCGAUCAUGAAGACCGCACAUGAGCACAUAGCCGCUUCCCAGACUCGCAUGACGGCACGUGCAAACCGAGCGAGGAUGGAUUAUCCAUUCAAAGUCGGUGACGAUGUGCUUAUCGACGCCUGCCACUUACAGCUCGAAGCGGACACGCUUCGCAAGUCUCGACGUCGCUUCUUUGGCCCAUGCCGCAUCCUCCAGGCCGUCGGUUCUGAUACAGCAUCUAGCCCGGUCAGCUUUCGUGUGAAGCUGCCCGAUUACCUACGCCAGGCUCGUGUGCACGAUAUCUACCACGUCUCGUUACUGCAUCCUUAUCGCAGACCGUUUGAGCGUUUGGCCGGACGACCAUACGAGCGCCCUCCACCCAUCAUGGUGGACGGUCACGAGGAGUUCCUCGUUUCAGACAUUAUUGGUCGACGAGUGACCGACGACAACCCUCCCCACGUUGAGUAUCUCGUACAGUGGAAGGGUUACCCUGAUGAGGAGGCUACCUGGGAGCCCCUCGAGCACUUGCAGCACGCUCGCAUGUUGGUGAGUGCCUAUGACCGUGCUCGUCGUGCUAGGUUCACUGCUCCUCCUCAGCCCACUAACCCUCCUCCUUCUCCCCCAGCUGAGGAGACCGCUGAAGUCGAGCCUGCUCCAUCUGAGGCAGACCUUCAGCAGCAGUCGGAUGCUUCUGUGCGUCCACAGCGCACUCAUCGUCGUCAUGCUCGAUACGACGAUUGACUCUGACUUACCUUCGCACGCCCUUGACUUCUCAGUACUCCAUCCACUCUAGUUUUGCUACUUCAGCUCGUCGACGUUGCGGCUCUUCCUCGACGACAUUCCGGACUUCUCAUCGUGGACGUCAUCGGCAGCUUCAUGGACUUCGUCACGAUCAGCUCUGCCUACUUCAGACGUCAUCACUCUCUUACCACUUUACCCUGUACAUUACCCUUGUUGUGUCGCAUGAUGGUCUCCUUUUAGCCGGGUUCCUCUGAGUUGGGCUCUCCCUUGGUAUACGCAUAGGCAUCGAGACCGUAGCGUUGCCCUGGCUU
Messenger RNA from Chara braunii, 2936 nucleotides. The record is from the annotation of a GenBank genome assembly. Lineage: Eukaryota; Viridiplantae; Streptophyta; Charophyceae; Charales; Characeae.